Athene cunicularia (burrowing owl) is the source of this 2235-nucleotide messenger RNA. RefSeq names its product fatty acyl-CoA hydrolase precursor, medium chain. Lineage: Eukaryota; Metazoa; Chordata; Aves; Strigiformes; Strigidae. The transcript has 13 exons. The record is from RefSeq and is a predicted model, not a curated record. Bases 1 to 1674 code for a protein of 557 amino acids.
AUGGCAGCUGGAGAGGACACCUUGCUGCUGUCCUUGAUUCUCACUGCUGGGGUCACAGCGCUGGUAGCUACUGGACAAAAAGCAGAGCAACCAGAAGUGGUGACCAAAUAUGGGAGAGUCCGAGGGUAUCAAUUCAAGGUCGAUGCAGCGGAGAGAAGUGUAAAUGUCUUCUUGGGACUUCCUUUUGCUAAGCCUCCCAUUGGACCACUGAGGUUUUCUGAACCCCAGCCACCUGAGACAUGGAAAGGUGUCAGAGACGCCACAUCCUACCCUCCCAUGUGUCUACAGGAUAAAGUACAAGGACAAGUUUUUUCGGACAGUAUUACUAAUAGAAAAGAAAAAGUUCUUCUCCAAGUGUCUGAAGAUUGCUUAUACCUAAAUGUGUAUACACCUGUUUCUACAGAAAAAAAGGAGAAGCUGCCUGUCUUUGUAUGGAUCCAUGGAGGUGGAUUAGUUUUUGGAGCAGCUUCAUCAUAUGAUGGCUCAGCACUGGCGGCCUUUGACAAUGUGGUGGUUGUAACAAUUCAGUACAGAUUAGGUAUUGCUGGAUAUUUUAGCACUGGUGAUCAGCAUGCCCGAGGUAACUGGGGGUAUUUAGAUCAAGUAGCAGCUCUUCAGUGGAUUCAGGAAAACAUCGUACAUUUUGGAGGAGAUCCAGGAUCUGUCACUAUUGCUGGAGAAUCUGCAGGAGGAGUCAGUGUUUCUGCUCUUGUCCUAUCUCCCCUGGCAAAGGGCUUGUUUCACAGGGCCAUUUCAGAGAGUGGUACUGCAGUCAGGGUUUUGUUCACUGACCAGCCUGAGGAGGAAGCACGCAGGAUUGCUGCUGCCUCUGGCUGUGAAAAAUCUAGUUCAGCUGCAAUAGUUGAAUGCUUAAGAGAAAAAACAGAAGAAGAGAUAGUAGAAAUAACACUAAAAAUGUCUUCCUUCUUCACCAGUGCAUCUGCAGAUGGUAUAUUUUUUCCAAAGAGUCCCAGACAAUUACUAUCUGAAAAAGUUAUCAGUGCAGUCCCAUAUAUGAUAGGAGUAAAUAACUGUGAAUUUGGAUGGACAAUUCCUACAAUGAUGAAAUUUCCUGCUUACACAGAUGGUCUGGAUAAAGAUGUUGCACAUCAAAUUUUACAGGGCUCCUUAGCAUUAUCACUUAAGGAUGUUACUUCUGAAGUUGUUGAUCAAGUAUACAAUGAAUACAUAGGGAAGGCAGAAAACCGUGCUCAGGUCCGAGAUGGCCUUCUCAGUGCAUUAGGAGACCAUUUGUUUGUUCUUUCAUCCAUUGAAGUGGCUAGAUACCAUAGAGAUGCUGGCAACCCUGUCUACUUUUAUGAAUUUCAACAUCGACCGAGUUCGGCGACAGGUGUUGUACCAGAGUUUGUAAAAGCAGAUCAUACAGAUGAGAUUGCCUUUGUCUUUGGAAAGCCAUUCUUAGCCGGGUAUGCUACAGAAGAAGAAAAUAAACUUAGCAGAACUGUUAUGAGAUACUGGACUAACUUUGCUAGAAAUGGAAAUCCCAACGGAGAAGGCUUGGUCCAUUGGCCUCAGUAUGAUCUGGAUGAAAGAUAUCUGGAAAUAGACCUAAUGCAAAAGGCAGCAAAGAAACUGAAAGAACGCAAAAUGGAGUUUUGGAUACAGCUCACAAAACAAAUGAUGAAUGAAAGGAGAGAACACACAGAUUUAUAAGAGUUGUGGAGGGUACAGUUUGCUUUUAAAACCCAAAGUCAAGUCACACAAAAUCAGUUUGUCAGGAUGCAGAGUUUAACAACCACCAUCUAACUCACUAUUAUGUAAUCUGUUGUCAUGAUCACAGUGAAAGGACUGACUCAAGGGAAAUUUGGAAUGUUUGUGGGACUAAAAAUCACUAUUUAAUGAAGGAAGCAGAAAACCCUACAAUCUUUCAGGCUCAAAAAGACCAUGGUACCUCCUCAGUGGAUAUCAAAACUGAAUAAUGCUCCUGUGAGAAGGGGGAAUGAGGGUGAAAUUGGCAAAAUGUAUUGAAAUCUGUAAGAAAUUAUCUAUACAGAAUAUAUCAUAAGUGUCAGGAUAUGUUAUAUGCAUAUUGCCCUCUUCUUUCAGAAGAGGAUGGUCACUUGUCAUUUUUACAGACUCUUUCCACGUUCUUUAAUUGAAAAUAGCUUGUAGGGAGAAGACCAUCCAUCAAAAACCAUUUGUGAAAUGGGCUUGACAUCUCACAAAUGAGGACAGAAAACCUCUACUUGUUUUCUUUUGUUAUAAACUGUUAUA